Giardia duodenalis is the source of this 1539-nucleotide messenger RNA. Its product is annotated as Sin-like protein. Gene Ontology annotation, biological process: DNA-templated transcription. Gene Ontology annotation, cellular component: nucleus; RNA polymerase III complex. The transcript has a single exon. Bases 1 to 1539 code for a protein of 512 amino acids. The record is from RefSeq and is a predicted model, not a curated record. Lineage: Eukaryota; Fornicata; Diplomonadida; Hexamitidae.
AUGGACUUAACGGAGAAGGACGAUUGUCCAGAAGGCACCGACUCAAUAGUUGAGGAGCUGGACGUCUUUCUCUCCCAGGAGUAUGCCAAUAAUCUUUAUAUUCUGCAGUAUCCACUACGGCCCACGUGGAGGCUCUAUAACUGGAGCAGCAUGAGUAGCGUCACAUUCCAUCCGUCCAUUAAUCACGUAGAGAUGCAGCUACCCUUACAGUCUGGUCAAGACGACGCUCCAGACUAUUCUAGUAUAGAUGAACUGGAGGGCAAAGACGCCUAUCUGACCCUUAGUGGCGUGCCAGUGAAUGAGCACGGGCCCUAUGCUGUAGGGGCCAUCCAGACAUACGAAGGUGCGAGAAUUCUGGUGCUCCACCCGGUGGUAGCACACCUAAUGGUUGCUGCUCACCAGAAAUCGCUGGACGAACCAUCGGAUAUGCACCCACCUCAACCUAAUUCUGGAGAUGAAAUGAUGAAUCCGAGGGCCAUAAAUGAUGUGGGAACUCUUUCAUACACACAGGGUGUCACGCUGCGGCACUUUGACCAGACGAGCAUCUCAUCCAGGGAGCUAUUUGCAAAGCUUCAUGACACUGAGCAUCUGUAUAUCCAAAACUCUAAUCACUCUAUCACAAACCCAGUUUACAGUAAAGCUCCCCGUUUGGUCUCCUACACCGUCGAUAGAAAUAAAUACAUCAACUCAUUCUCAAUUGUAGAAAUUCAGGAGCGGGAACGAGCAAUCCAGUUGGUAGAUAAGCUCAAGACCAUCCUCGACCCUAAGAGGCGCAUGGACUACUGCAUCCGCGAAUUUCGUAUUGUCAGCUUCAAGAGCCUGCGUCAGGUUGCCCAGAUACCGGGAAGAGAACCUCCUUCUCAUGAGCUUAUCUAUAACACAUUAGUCUCUAGGACUGUUUUUAUCCACGGCUGGUUUGCAAUCAAAAGCGAAUUUGUGGUCACAGGCUCUCUCGUACCGUUUCUUGACUACUUGCUGUUACUUCUAGGGCUCAAUACAACGGGUCUAUCUGAUGAAAACUCCCUUUUACAUGUGAUCAUGCAACUAAAGAAGACGAUUUCUGACAUGCAAGAGCAGAACAAAGCAUACCUGGGCCUUUUAAGCAGCAUAGAGAAGCAGCAGGAACAGAUUGGACGCCAGGUUCUCCAAGCAUGUAUGAAAGAUGAAGUCAAGAUGUGUAAGAUUUCCCGGAAGGCAUUUACUAAAGAGACAGGCCUCCCAGCGAACAAUAUCCUCCUUAUGUUUCGAGAGACAGGACUCUUGAUCCCUGACAAGGAAAGCUCCGACAACGAUACAUGGACGUUCAAGAAGGAGAAGCAAAAGGAUUUGGGCGAUCUCCCUGUUUCUGAUGCAGAGCGCGAGGUUGCCAAAUGGAUUGAUGCUACCCCUACGAUUAUCAAUGCAAUGAACUGUGCACGAAAAAUGAAUAAGCUGCGAAAAAUGCAAGAUCAGGGGCUCGUGCGGGACACGUUGACAGAUGUGAGCGAGCUUCCCAAGGAUGUACUGGAGCAGCUUUACCAGAAGUACCACAUAGAAUAA